AUGACUCCCCCAACUGCUUCGCCGGCUCCUUCCUCUACUGUUUCUUCAACAGCCCCCUCUAUCGCCUCGACAGACCACAGCAAUGGGGACCACCAGGUGACCCGCGCGUUGGAGGACAUGCGCUUGUCCACGCCCACCAACGGCGAUGCUCUACCACCUCCCCAGCAAGCCAAGGCCGUCAAGCCGUCAAUGGCCCAUCGCAUAACCCGCAUGUUUAGCGACAGAAAGACAACCAACCCUAGAACAGACGCGGACGGACAAGGGCGCGACGUCGGCUCUGAGUCCAGUUCCGAGGGGGCAAAGCCAUCUGCCAACGGUGCAGUGCGGUUGUCUCCUUCUACCACCGCUCAGCCGCAACCUUUCCAGGCAGCUGUGAACGAGAAGGCCGGUGACGGUGCCGUGAAAGCGCGAACCACAAAAGACAAAGACGCCCCCGUGCACAAGCGCUUUGAGACUGUACCGGAAGGGUCACACUUGCAUCAUUUGAGGGGAACAAAACGACAGGAAAAGCUGACUGGACUCCUCCGAGAUAUGCUAGGCGGUGGCAAGAAAAAAGAAGACUACGCAGAUGACCAGCAGCAGCAACUUUCCCUAGUGUCGAGCUGGAUCGACCAAUUGAAAACCGAACGUGACCGACUUGCUCAGGACAAGAAAGGCGGCCCCAACGCCACAGCCACCUUGGUCGGCAAAUAUGGGAAAUGCCAGGAGAUUGUCGGCCGUGGUGCUUUCGGUAUCGUUCGUAUCUCUCACAAGGUGGACCCCAAGGAUUCCAAGCUCGAGCAGUUGUAUGCUGUCAAGGAGUUCCGACGUCGGCCACAGGAAACAUCCAAGAAGUAUCAGAAGAGGUUGACAUCGGAGUUUUGCAUCUCUUCGUCGUUGCGUCACCCGAAUGUGAUUCACACGCUGGAUCUUCUUCAAGAUGCCAAGGGAGAUUACUGUGAAGUGAUGGAGUACUGCGCUGGCGGAGAUCUUUACACCCUGGUAUUGGCUGCAGGCAAGCUUGAGGUGACCGAGGCCGAUUGUUUCUUCAAACAGUUGAUGCGUGGUGUCGAAUAUAUGCAUGAGAUGGGCGUUGCACACCGUGACUUGAAACCAGAGAAUCUACUCCUGACUACUCAUGGUGCCCUGAAAAUCACCGACUUUGGUAAUGGAGAGUGCUUUCGCAUGGCGUGGGAGACACAGGCGCACAUGACCGCUGGCCUCUGCGGAUCUGCUCCGUAUAUUGCUCCCGAAGAGUACACAGACAAAGAAUUCGAUCCUCGGGCGGUUGAUGUGUGGGCCACGGGAGUUAUCUACAUGGCAAUGAGGACAGGACGGCACUUGUGGCGAGUUGCGCGCAAGGAUGAAGACGAAUUUUAUGAACGAUACCUGGAGGGACGUAGGGACGAAGACGGCUACGCGCCUAUUGAAACACUGCAUCGGGCCCGGUGCCGUAAUGUCAUAUACUCGAUUCUUGAUCCAAACCCCGGCCGGCGUAUCACCGCGUCUCAGGUGCUCAAGUCUGAAUGGGUUCGUGAGAUUAAGCUGUGCAAGGCUGGUGAAGAAGGCUACUGA
This is a messenger RNA of Talaromyces atroroseus, 1554 nucleotides long. Its product is annotated as Serine/threonine-protein kinase hal4. The record is from RefSeq and is a predicted model, not a curated record. Gene Ontology annotation, biological process: protein phosphorylation; intracellular monoatomic cation homeostasis; intracellular signal transduction. Bases 1 to 1554 code for a protein of 517 amino acids. Gene Ontology annotation, molecular function: ATP binding; protein serine/threonine kinase activity. NCBI's taxonomy places the organism in Eukaryota, Fungi, Ascomycota, Eurotiomycetes, Eurotiales, Trichocomaceae. The transcript is spliced from 2 exons.